This is a messenger RNA of Orcinus orca (killer whale), 3927 nucleotides long. It is a transcript of the gene EPS8, whose product is annotated as epidermal growth factor receptor pathway substrate 8. Gene Ontology annotation, molecular function: actin binding. The transcript has 22 exons. The record is from RefSeq and is a predicted model, not a curated record. Lineage: Eukaryota; Metazoa; Chordata; Mammalia; Artiodactyla; Delphinidae. Gene Ontology annotation, biological process: Rho protein signal transduction; positive regulation of ruffle assembly; regulation of Rho protein signal transduction. Bases 273 to 2774 code for a protein of 833 amino acids. Gene Ontology annotation, cellular component: vesicle; ruffle membrane; plasma membrane.
GCGGCGGCGGCGGCGGCGGCGGCGGCGGCGGCGGCGGCGGCGGCGGCGGCGGGCCAGGCGUUCUAGCCGAGCGCGAGGUCGGCGCUGAGCUCGCCCCGGAGACCGCGUCUCCUCGGCCGGACGCAGGCGGCGGCUGGGCGGCUCGCGGAGGAUUGGGAGGGCGCGGUCCGCGUCGGGGGCUUUCUCCCGGCCGCCUCCCGCCGGGUUUGGGUUCGAGGCGCCUCCGGGGAAGCCGCGGCCCCGAGGGCAGAUCCGAGAACAUUAAAGUCAUAAUGAAUGGUCAUAUUUCUAAUCAUCCCAGUGGUUUUGGAAUAUAUCCAUCUCAAAUGAAUGGCUACGGAUCACCACCCACCUUUUCCAUGGACAGAGAACACAGUUCAAGAACAAGUGCAAAGGCUCUCUAUGGACCAGAUGGAUCAUACUUCUUCAGAUCAUCAUCCAAACAGAAAAAGAAAGAACAAAGGAAGAAUUAUGCACGGGAUAGUGUCAGCAGCGUGUCAGAUAUAUCCCAAUACCAUGUUGAACACUUGACUACCUUUGUUCUGGAUCGGAAAGAUGCUAUGAUAACUGUUGACGAUGGGAUAAGGAAGCUGAAAUUGCUUGAUGCCAAGGGCAAAGUUUGGACUCAAGAUAUGAUUCUUCAGGUGGACGAGAGAGCUGUGAGCCUGAUUGAUUUAGAAUCAAAGAAUGAACUGGAGAAUUUUCCUUUGAACACAAUCCAACACUGCCAGGCUGUGAUGCACUCCUGUAACUAUGAUUCAGUUCUUGCCCUCGUGUGCAAAGAGUCAACUCAGAACAAGCCCGAUCUUCAUCUUUUCCAGUGUGAUGAGAUUAAGGCAAACCUAAUUAGUGAAGAUAUUGAAAGUGCAAUCAGCGACAGUAAAGGAGGGAAACAGAAGAGGCGGCCUGAUGUCCUGAGGAUGAUUUCCAAAGCAGACCCUGGUAUACCGCCUCCACCCAGAGCUCCCGCCCCUGUGCCACCUGGGACUGUGACCCAGGUGGAUGUUAGAAGUCGGGUGGCAGCCUGGUCUGCAUUGGCAGCUGACCAAGGGGACUUUGAGAAACAAAGGAAUUAUUAUCAGCAGGAAGAAACACCUGAGGUGAUGGCAGCCCGCAUUGACAGAGAUGUGCAAAUCUUAAACCACAUUUUGGAUGACAUUGAAUUUUUUAUCACAAAACUCCAAAAAGCAGCUGAAGCAUUUUCUGAGCUUUCUAAAAGGAAGAAAACUAAGAAAGGUAAAAAGAAAGGACCAGGAGAGGGUGUUUUAACACUGAGGGCAAAACCUCCACCUCCUGACUUAUUUAUUGACUGUUUCCAAAAGUUUAAACAUGGAUUUAACCUUCUGGCCAAAUUGAAGUCUCACAUCCAGAAUCCUAGUGCUGCAGAUUUGGUUCACUUUUUAUUUACUCCAUUAAAUAUGGUUGUGCAGGCCACAGGAGGUCCUGAACUAGCCAGUUCAGUACUCAGCCCCCUACUGACUAAGGACACAAUCGAUUUCUUGAGUUACACUGUCAAUGUCGAUGAGCGGCAGCUGUGGGUGUCAUUGGGAGACUCGUGGAUGAAAUCCAGAGCAGAGUGGCCAAAAGAACAGUUUAUCCCACCCUAUGUCCCACGGUUCCGCAGUGGUUGGGAGCCCCCGAUGCUGAACUUCAUGGGAACAUCGGUGGAGCCGGAUCUCUAUCAACUGACUGAGUCCGUGGCAAACGCAGCAGAACAGCAUCGCAAGCAAGAAACAAAAAGAUUAUCCACGGAGCACUCCAGUGUAUCAGAGUAUCCUCCAGCUGAUGGGUACACAGUAUUCAAUAACAUUUAUGGAAGAGGGCCCCAUCUGGACCAAGGGGAAGCUGCUGUUGCUUUUAAGCCAACUCCUCAACGCCAUGUAGAUAGAAAUUAUGAUCCACAACCCAAGAAAUAUGCCAAAUCCAGGUAUGACUUUGUGGCAAGGAACAACAGUGAGCUCUCAGUUCAAAAGGAUGAUAUCUUAGAGAUCCUUGAUGAUAGGAAGCAAUGGUGGAAAGUUCUAAAUGCAAGUGGAGAUUCUGGAUUUGUGCCAAACAACAUUUUGGAUAUCGUGAGACCUCCAGAGUCUGGGCUGGGGCGUGCGGAUCCACCUUACACGCAUACCAUACAGAAACAAAGGAUGGAGUAUGGUCCAAGAGCAACUGACAUUCCCUCUGCUCCAUCACCUCCUCCAACACCAGCUCCUGUUCCUGUUCCCCUCCCACCUUCUGCUUCAGCACCUGUGUCAAAGGUCCCAGCAAAUGUAACCCGUCAGAACAGCAGCUCCAGUGAGAGUGGUGGCAGUGUUGUGCGAGAUAGCCAACGACAAAAACAAGUUCCUGUUGACCGAAGGAAAUCUCAGAUGGAGGAAGUGCAGGAUGAACUCGUCCACAGACUGACCAUUGGUCGGAGCGCCGCCCAGAAGAAGUUCCACGUGCCACGGCAGAAUGUGCCAGUUGUCAAUAUCACUUAUGACUCCACCCCAGAGGAUGUGAAGACAUGGUUGCAGUCAAAGGGCUUCAACCCUGUAACUGUCAAUAGUCUUGGAGUAUUAAAUGGUGCACAACUUUUCUCUCUCAAUAAAGAUGAACUGAGAACCGUCUGCCCUGAAGGGGCCAGAGUCUUUAGCCAAAUUACUGUACAGAAAGCUGCAUUAGAGGAUAACAACGGCAGCUCUGAGUUGCAAGAAAUCAUGCGAAGACGACAGGAAAAAAUCAGUGCUGCUGCUAGCGAUUCAGGAGUGGAAUCUUUUGAUGAGGGAAGCAGUCACUAAUUAGUUUUUAAACUCCAUUAUUCUUGGCAUUAUUCCAACGUGCUUUGUUUUAAGAAGCCAUGAAGGGAAUGUCAGAUUCUCAUUUCUUGGUGUACAGAAUUUAUCGCCAUAAAGAAACAACGCAAACAUAAGUAAGCAGACGACUUGCUCCUGGGCCCGUUAUUUUUAUUAAAAUGAAAACAUUUUAAACAGAAUUUCUCACCUUGGGAAUAUUUUGCCUACUUUACCAAGGUGAGGUUUCCUUUAUUGGAUUAAUUAUUUCAUCCCCAUCUCAAUGCCUAAGCAGACUUUUUUUUUUUUUUUGACAGUGGUGAGUUUAUUUAUUGCAACAAAACAGAGAUAUUGCCCAUGAUUCAAAAUCUAAACAGUUUCAGUUUUGCCUGUGACUAUGGUAGGUAUCAUCCAGCGUGUAGCUUAGUUUAGGCUAGCCUCUGCUUACUUAGGUCUCUUCUUCAACAUACUCAGUAAUAGAAUGUUUAGAUUUAUUUAAAGUUCUUAAUGCCAACAGUUUUUAAAAAAGAUUAAAACAUUGAAUGAACUGUAAAAUACAGCAAGGCCUUGGACAUACAAAUAGAAACCCUUGGAGCAUUCCCGAGACGUUUUAUCUGUCGUGGCUCUGUUGAUCACAAUUCCUUGUAUAGCUUGUAUUUUGAUUCCGUUUAUAUCCUUCUUCUUAUCUAUACUGUGUUCUUAUAUAUGAGAAAGCAAAGUGUAAAAGAGGUCAUAUACAUUCCAACUCUGUCACAGGAAAUAGCCUGCAUUGGUGUGUGUUACAGUAUUCUGCUAAAUGAAGGCCUCAGUCCUGAAUAUUGAUAGAAGUAGUUAAGAGCAAAUUGGGGCCAUUUUAUGAGUUUCUCUGUGUCAAGUUUUCCGGUAAUAAGAAAUAAUAUACACAUAUUUUAAUCCUGUGAAAGGUUCUAGGUAGAGAAAAGAAAGAGGCUUAACCUUCAACAAAUGUUAUUUUUGAAAACAUGAUUUUUGUCAUUAAAUGUUAUAUUAUUUCACAUAUAUAAAACAGAUGUUAUGUAAGAACGUUGUAUAUUUUAACAUAAAUCCAUUUAGAGAGAUUAUCUAGAUUCAUUAAUUUUCAUAGUGCCUUUUUCACAUGAGUCAGCUGGAAAGUCUGCAAUAAACAGUAUUUGCCGUACAUUAA